Molecule: messenger RNA, 760 nt
Organism: Acyrthosiphon pisum (pea aphid)
Lineage: Eukaryota; Metazoa; Arthropoda; Insecta; Hemiptera; Aphididae
Exons: 3
Coding region: 102-689 (195 amino acids)
Source: RefSeq, a predicted model, not a curated record
AUCAAACAGAAAAUAAUAUUAUUACGUACGCAUAUUCAUUGUUCGAUUUACAUCCAAACAAGUUGACAAUUUGACAAAAUAUAUUAAUGAAAAACGCAUAGAUGAAAUUCGUAAGUAAAAAAAAAAUGAAGAAACCUUUGCUUGCGUUAAUUUUAAUCAUCAAUAUUUCAGGUAUAACCUGCGAUGCCUUAGAAACUUUAUCGUGUAAAAAUGUAAAUGACAUUUGCUAUUAUGACGAAGAUUGUUGUUCCCAAUAUUGUUUUAAAUCGUUCGAAUGGUUUAACGGUGCUUGUAAGCCACUAUCACCGGAUUUUGAUUCUGAUUCGAAUCCAACAGAUAAAAUAGGAAUCUGCGAAUUCCACAUGCAAACUGAUGAAAGUGAAAUUGAUUAUCUGAAUAAUGAAUUUGACCGUGUAAAUGCAGCCCACAAUAGUUUGCCUCCAUAUACAUUAAUCAAAGUGUCAUACAAAGGAAGGACGACAGUCAUCACGGUAAACGAUCACAUUCCAAGAACAAAUGGAUCACUUUUAGACUUAUCCAAUGACGCUGCUCUGAUGUUACAAAUUAAAAAUGAGCAAUCUGUGCUAUGUAUAAUCGAAAAAGUGAUACAUCAUAAUUCUAUACUGAAAAUGAUUUUAUAUGCAUUACCAAUUUUGAGUUUCAUUAUAAUUCUGAGCAUUUUCAUUUAAGGUUUUUCUCAGAACGAAAAUUUGUUAAAGUUAGUUAUCGAUUAUUUUCAUAUACAAAUUUUUUUAAUUUA